Molecule: messenger RNA, 4611 nt
Organism: Ceratotherium simum simum (southern white rhinoceros)
Lineage: Eukaryota; Metazoa; Chordata; Mammalia; Perissodactyla; Rhinocerotidae
Gene: FRMD5
Product: FERM domain containing 5
Biological process (GO): actomyosin structure organization
Cellular component (GO): cytoskeleton
Molecular function (GO): cytoskeletal protein binding
Source: RefSeq, a predicted model, not a curated record
GGGCCCUGGGGCGCGGAGGAGAGAGAGCGGGGCGUUUGCUCUGGGCUGAGGGGAGGCGGUGGCGGAGAAGGAGGAGGAGCGGGGCCAGCAGGAGGCAGCGGCGGCGACCGGGCUGGGGUGAUGGUGCAGGUGCGCGGUGCCGGCGCAGAGCUGCCGGGCUGAGGGGCGACUGGUCCGGGGUCCGCAGCGCCGCCGCGUUUCUCCCCGGGGCGGGCGGGCGGGCGGGAAGAUGCUGAGCAGGUUGAUGAGCGGCAGCAGCAGGAGCCUGGAGCGCGAGUACAGCUGCACCGUGCGGCUGCUGGACGACAGCGAGUACACCUGCACCAUCCAGAGAGAUGCCAAAGGCCAGUACCUGUUUGACCUUCUUUGCCACCACCUGAACCUACUUGAGAAAGACUAUUUUGGGAUCCGCUUUGUGGACCCAGAUAAGCAACGGCAUUGGUUGGAGUUUACAAAGUCUGUGGUGAAGCAACUGAGAUCCCAGCCUCCAUUCACCAUGUGUUUCCGUGUGAAGUUCUACCCUGCAGAUCCUGCUGCCCUGAAAGAAGAAAUAACCAGGUAUUUAGUCUUCCUGCAGAUCAAAAGGGAUCUCUACCACGGCCGCCUCCUCUGUAAAACAUCAGAUGCUGCCUUGUUAGCAGCUUAUAUCCUUCAAGCGGAGAUUGGGGAUUAUGACCCAGGGAAACACCCCGAAGGCUACAGCUCCAAGUUCCAGUUUUUCCCUAAACAUUCAGAGAAGCUGGAAAGGAAAAUUGCUGAGAUUCACAAGACAGAACUCAGUGGUCAAACACCAGCAACAUCAGAGCUGAACUUUUUAAGAAAAGCACAGACACUGGAGACAUACGGGGUAGACCCUCACCCAUGUAAGGAUGUGUCAGGAAAUGCUGCAUUUCUGGCCUUCACUCCUUUUGGGUUUGUUGUUCUACAAGGAAACAAGAGGGUCCACUUCAUUAAAUGGAAUGAGGUGACCAAGCUGAAAUUUGAAGGAAAGACUUUCUAUUUAUACGUAAGUCAGAAAGAGGAAAAGAAAAUUAUUCUCACAUAUUUUGCUCCAACUCCAGAAGCCUGCAAGCACCUCUGGAAAUGUGGAAUCGAGAACCAAGCCUUCUACAAGCUGGAGAAGUCAAGCCAAGUCCGCACAGUGUCCAGCAGCAAUUUAUUCUUUAAAGGGAGCCGGUUCCGAUACAGUGGCCGAGUUGCAAAGGAAGUAAUGGAGUCGAGUGCCAAGAUCAAACGGGAGCCACCAGAAAUACACAGAGCAGGGAUGGUUCCCAGCCGAAGCUGUCCCUCCAUAACCCAUGGUCCAAGGCUGAGCAGUGUCCCUAGGACCCGGAGAAGAGCUGUUCACAUCUCCAUCAUGGAAGGCCUAGAGUCCCUGCGGGACAGUGCCCAUUCCACCCCGGUGCGUUCUUCCUCCCAUGGGGACACCUUCCUGCCUCACGUGAGAAGCAGCCGGGCAGAGAGCAAUGAGCGAGUCGCCGUGAUUGCAGACGAGGCUUACAGCCCUGCAGACAGCGUGCUGCCCACCCCCGUGGCCGAGCACAGCCUGGAGUUGAUGCUGCUUUCCCGGCAGAUCAAUGGAGCCACCUGCAGCAUCGAGGAGGAGAAGGAGUCUGAGGCCAGCACUCCAACUGCUGCAGAGGUGGAAGCCCUUGGGGGAGAGCUGAGGGCCCUGUGUCAGGGACACAGCAGGCCAGAGGAGGAACAGGUGAAUAAGUUUGUUUUAAGUGUCCUCCGUUUGCUUCUUGUGACCAUGGGACUCCUCUUUGUUUUGCUCCUUCUCCUGAUCAUCCUUACCGAGUCUGACCUUGACAUUGCCUUUUUCCGCGAUAUCCGCCAGACCCCCGAGUUUGAACAAUUCCACUAUCAAUACUUUUGUCCCCUCAGGCGAUGGUUUGCCUGCAAAAUCCGCUCAGUGGUGAGCCUGCUCAUUGACACCUGAGAAGGCAUGACUCCUCCCAAUAACUAGCCAGGUGGACCAAGGAGCCCGGCUACCCAUUCCCAGCAAUGGGACCCAUUGCGGAACCAUCGGCACAUGUACCAAGUCCUCCUCUCAUGACUCAAAGUCCACAGCCUAGGAGGGUCGUUUCCCAGAAGAAAGGGAUAGGCUCAUGCCCUCUCUAAACAAACUGGGAAAACUCAUUUCCUUCAGUGGUUCUUUCGAGAAAGGCUUGGUGACUCUGUUUCUCAUCCUCCCAAUUUGCAGGAUAAUUUUUGGUUUUGAAUUUUGAUUUUUCAUAGAUGUGUAUUAUUUUGAAAGUAUCAAAUAAAAAUUAUUUAUUUUACUAUUACUGAUUAUCACAGUAGUGUCACCUAGCAGAUGAGACACUAGUUGAAGACUAGAGAGCUGUUGUCUUCUGUGUUCUGCAGGAGCUUUCCUACUGGGUCCUAGCAGGCUCAUCACUGCAGCCUCAUGGGACAGGCCAGGGGUCUGCAUAAUAGGGAAUAUCUAGGUUUUUUUGCCAGACAGAGCUUUUAAAAAAGUAAACAUCCAUGUAGAAUGAUUAAAUGGAGCGUUGCUUCUUAUGAUGGUCUGAGUUGGAUUUUCUUUUGCUUUUGUUUUUUUCAACUCUGAGCAGAGUGGGCAUCUGAAGGGACCAUCGCUACAGCAAGCAGCAGCAGCAGGGGUAGGGUAAGUCUGUCCCCUUAGACUAGAUCCUAGUGGGCAUCACCGAGUUUUGUAUAAUGAACUUAGACUUCUGUGAUUUUUUUCUGAAGAACCUCAAGACUUUUAUAGUGCUCCAGAGGCGUUAGAUGAAUUCAGUGAUGCCAGAGAUAGGACUGUCAGAAAUGCUGGACAAAGGGUAGUUAACAGAAACCAGAGCUAAGGUACCUGAGAGACUGUUGAGAUUCAGAGAACAGUACUUAUUUUGUACACCUUCCUCCCUAAAAAGACUAUUUCAAUUUAUAUUUUAACAACAAAAUGUUAUUUUCUUAUCAAUUCAUAUUUUGUUUUUACUUUAUGGAUUAAGAAAAUAGAGCCUGAUGAACUAAAUGAUGCAAGAAAGAAACUGAUCCUGAGACUGAAAAGCUUCAGAAAAUAAAAUUCCAAGAUCAACAAACAGCCUUGGAAGGGACCAGGAAAAGAAUCUCUUUAAAUAGGAGUUCUAAGCGAUGCCUACAAAACAAAGUGAAUGUGGCAAAGUCCAAAACUUAGAUGUAGAAAUACUGCCCCCUAGGGUCAUCCUCUGCAUCAGGAAAAUAUAAGUUGUAGGAAAGCACUUGCCAUCCUUGCUGAGGGAAGCUGUGGAAGCAUGCAGAAGCACAGCAUGUGAAGGGUGAGUGUGGGGGUCUGAGGCCCAAGCUCUGCAACUCUUACAGCCACUCACACACAAGAUCUUGUUUUCAUCUCAGGGAGAGAUUUCUAAGUCAUCUGGGGCCUGAGGACUGACUUACUCAAGAACAGUUAGUAGACAUAUUCCUGAGACCCACACAACAGUGGAGCAGCUGCUGGCACCCUAUGAUGUUGGGCAGCCCCAAAUGCAAAACAGAAUUAGUCACUUAUAGAUUUGCUUUUCCCUAGUUUGUCCCCUGAGAUGGCAGAACCAUGCCCAUGUAUAGAAUUAACAUGGAAUGGAAUAAAUGGUUUUUUUUUUGGGGGGGGGGGGGUUGCAUAAUUUUAAAUGCCCUUUCAUCCAGACCAGGAGUCAGCAAACUUCUUCUGUAAAGUGCCAGCUAGUAAAUAUUUUUUGUGGGCCAUACUCUGUGACAACUAUUCAACUCUGCCGUUUUAGCACAACACAGCCAUACGUAUACUAAAUGAAGGAGCAUGGCUGUGUUCCAACAAGACUUUAUAAAAACAGACAGCUGAAUUUGGCCCACAGGCCAUCAUUUGCCAACCCCAAUCUACACAAUAAAACUGCUCCUUACCAGUAUGUUAGCAGAAGGAGCUGGCUCUGCUCCAAUUCCUGACACGUGUUAAAGACCCAGGACCAUUUCCCAGUGGAGGCACUGGGGUUGCUUGUUUAAGGGUGCUCGAACAACCAACCAGCAGAGCUAUCUGAUGCCAAGAUGAGCAAGAUCAAGUACUGGAAUGCAAAAAUGUGGCCAGAAUCUAAGAAGGGAAGAGGGCCUGUCUGAUCAUUUCCAUACCAGCAACAAUUUGGGCAGAACUACAAACAGCUAUUUACCAAGUGACAAGACAAACUGAGGGAGAUCCUAAUAAAGAUUAGGGAUCACUUAGACCCAACUAGCCACUGCCACUUGUCAUCUACACAGGAAAGGCUUUAUUUAGGACAGAACUGAAGUGAAAAGUAGACUCAGAGAGGAAAAGGCUGUCAGGAGACGGGGGGCUGGUUUUAACCUGGAUAUCUAUUGUCUUAUGCAACAUAGCAGAUUACCUUUUAGCGUAGUGUUCCUACCUCAGUCUGUAGAAUAACAGUGUUUCUAUGCAGUGAGUGAUAGCCUCGACUGACCUUUCAUAUUCACAUUAAAGCAAGACGUAGUAUUCCAUUUCCUGGUACGUUACUUGUGUCUAGAGUUCUAACAGUACAAUAGUCCAUACCACUUCCAAUAGCUGGAUUUUGCUCUCUGAACAGAAACUUUCGGGUUAUUUUUUUUCGAGAGCUUAUCCCAGAAAAUACAGAUAGAAAAGUUUCCUUCAAUUUGCUU